AUGAAGCCAGAGGAGACUGGCGGUUCUGAUUAUCAGCCCUUGGAUGAAUCACAUGCUAUUCAAACAGGAGUACUGCAAGCCCUCGGGGGCAUCCAGAUCCUGGAUGGAAUACUGAUUCUGGCUCUGGGUGUGUUUUUGGGUUGUUUGCAAUACUUGUCUCACCACUUCAGGCAUUUUUUCUUCUUCACCUUCUACACAGGCUACCCGCUGUGGGGCGGCUUGUUUUUUAUCGGCUCAGGCUCUUUGACUGUGGCAGCAGGAAGAAAACCCACAAGAAUGCUGAUGCAGAACAGUUUUGGGAUGAACAUUGCCAGUGCGACAAUUGCGUUUGUUGGCACUGUUUUCCUUUCUAUACACCUGGCAUUCAGUACACAGGCAUUCCAGGCUUGCCAGUCUUCACAGUCACCUGACUUAUGCUUUUACCUGGGUUCCUCAUCAAACGGCCUGGUGUCUUUAAUGCUGAUUCUCACCCUGCUGCAGCUGGCCUUGGCCAUUUCUAUCUCAGCCAUGUGGUGCCUGGGAAAUGUUUGUGGUUCAAAAGAGGCAAUCUCUUCACCUCCUAAUUCUGUGGAAUCGGGAAUGCCUCCUGAUGGAAGUGAUUCCGAGAACCCGAACACUUAGCCUCAAGUCACCUAAGAGUGAGAACGUCUCAUGAGAUUUCAGGAGAGCAUGAGCAGAUGAAAUGCAAUUCUUCUGUCAUGGCGAUAUUUAUGCGAAACCUGUGCAUUUGUCCCAAUCCUUUUCCCUUCCCUGUAAAUCCACUCGCCUGUUCUAGAUCUGGAUGAAUAAAUAUAUUUCCUUAGGCCUUCUUGGA
Psammomys obesus (fat sand rat) is the source of this 814-nucleotide messenger RNA. It is a transcript of the gene Ms4a3, whose product is annotated as membrane spanning 4-domains A3. Gene Ontology annotation, cellular component: membrane. Bases 1 to 621 code for a protein of 206 amino acids. The transcript has 6 exons. The record is from RefSeq and is a predicted model, not a curated record. Lineage: Eukaryota; Metazoa; Chordata; Mammalia; Rodentia; Muridae.